GGCGCGGCGGCGCGCGCGGGUGACGCAGGGCGGCGGGGCCGGGGAGGCGGCGGGGCCAUGGAAUCCGCGGCCAAGGGCAGCUACGUCCUCGCCAACCUCGCCGAGGUGGUGGAGCGUGUCCUCGGCUUCCUGCCCACCAAGGCGCUGCUGCGCGCCGCCUGCGUGUGCCGGCUGUGGAGGGAGUGCGCCCGGCGGACGCUGCGGGCGCGGCAGCGCAUCGCGUGGGUGUCGGCGCUGGAGCCGGGCCCCGCCGAGAACCACGCGCUGGUGCGGGCGCUGGCGCGCGAGCUGGAGAAGGUGCACGUGCUGCCCCAGACCGUGCUCUACAUCGCUGAUGCAGAGACGUUCAGCGGGCACGAGGAGUGUCACGAGCAAAAGAAAGCCAGGAAAAGAAACAGUAAAGAAACGGCACUCGCGCUUGAAAGGUUGUUGCCAAAGCGAUGUCAGGUUCUUGGACUGGUCACCCCAGGGAUUGUAGUUACCCCGAUGGGUUCAAGUAGCAAUCAGCCUCAAGAGAUUGAAGAGGGCGAAGCUGGGUUUGCUCUGUUGUUUCCCAAAAUUGAUGGGGUGAAAAUUCAUACCUUCCAUUUUUCUAAAGAUGUGAAGAACAGGGUCUUUGAUGAAAGCAAAUUUGCUGAAGCAGGUCUGAAGAAUAACCCAGAUCUCCGUGUUGUUCUUCUGUUUGGCUACAACUCCUGGAAGACUGGAGCUACUCGAUUUCUUCAUCAAAUAGUCAAUCCAUUGAAUGAGAAAAGUAUCAUCCUGGCUGGGGGACAAGUGGAGAGCUUUACAUCACUGACUUCUGAGAAUAACCAUGCCCAGCCUGGUGACGCCUGCGGUGUGGUUGGGUUGGCUUUCAGCGGUCCCCAGAUCCAGAGUGCCACAGUCCUGCUAGACCAGGAUGUGGCUGAUGAGAGGACAGCAGAAGCGGCCAUGCAGCGUCUCAAAGCAGCAAACAUCCCCGAGCACAACACCAUUGGCUUCAUGUUUGCCUGUGUUGGCAGAGGAUAUCGGCAUUACAAAACCAAAAGGAAUAUGGAAGCAGAUGCAUUUAGGAAGUUUUUUCCAAAUGUACCCCUCUUUGGCUUUUUUGGACAUGGGGAAAUAGGAUGUGAUCGAAUAGUUACUGGGAAUUUCGUGUUAAGAGAAUGUAAUGACAUAAAGGAUGACCUGCUUCAUGGUUAUACUACUGUUAUGACUCUUAUUCACCUUGGUUCAACUAAAGCAAACCAAGCAUAAGUAAGGUUUAAUGCUUCAGGGAGCUGUUUGUUUCGUUCCAGGGCUGAGAAGUCUGGAAGAGUGGACAUCUUGCAGUCAAAGCCCCUUCCAAAACAUAGACGUCAUUUUGGUAAUAUUACUGAGUCUUGUAGUUGCAAUAGAGUUUACUGUACUGUCUGUGAGAAAGCAUUGCAUUUUGUGUAAUCCCCUGUACACAUCAGAAUUGCAGGAAAUUAUAUUUGAUGGAAUUCUGCAUUUGAAGAAAGCCUCUUUUCUUCCAAAAUGAAAACGGUUUCUACAGAUUGUAGAAUAUGCUGAAUUGGAAGGGACCCAUCAGGAUCGUUGAGUCCAACUCUUGGCCCUGAACAGGACACCCCAAGAAUCCCACCAAGUGCCUGAGAGUGUUGUCCAAACUCUUCUUGAGCUCAAGCAGGGCUUGGUGCUCUGACCACUUUCCUGGGGAGCCUGUUCCAGUGUCCAGCCACAAUGGGUGGAAAAUUUUUUUCCUGAUAUCCAACCUAAACCUCCCUGACUCAGCUUCAUGCCAUUUCUCAAGUUCUGUCAGUGUUCAUGAGAAUGAAGAGAUAUUGAAGACCACAACAGUCUCCUCCAGGCUGAGCAAACCAAUUGUUCUCAGCCACUCAAGGUUUCCUCUCCAGAGCCUUCACUUCCUCAUGGCACUCCUCUGGAGCCCCUCUAAACUUGAUGUCUUUCUUAUACUGAGGUUCCCAAAAGUGCCCACAGGACUGGAGACUGCCCCAGUGCAGAGCAGAGCAGGACAAUCCCCUCUCUGGUCUGGCUGGUGGUGUUGGGCCUGAUGCCCCCACAUGACUGACCCUCCUGAGUGCCAGGGCACGGCUGGCUCAUACCCAGCGUACCAUGGACCCCAACUCCCUUCCUACAGCUGCUCUCCAGCCUCCUGCCCCCCAGUCCAUACACACAACCAGGAUUGCCCUGUCCCAGCUGCAGCAUCCAGCACUUGCCAUUGUUACAUGUCAUAUGGUUGGUGACUGCCCAUCUCUUUUUGUCAAUGUCUCUGCAGGGCCUCUGUCCUUGAGGGAGUUGACAGCUCCUCCCAAUUUAGUGUCAAUGGCAAACCCAAAUGUAGAAAGAAACAGUACUUUGAUGUGCUCUAUUUAAGUAUGUAAAGCACUCUAGGAAAACUACUCAUGUAUUAAAUCUGUAAUUUCCUGGAUUUUAUUUCUAAAGAGAUGCAGAACUUUCCCAGAGUCCUGUUUAUUAAACUGAACAGUUUUACUAGAUAAAAUCAAUGAAAAUCCUCAGAGAAAAGUAACAAACUACUUGUUAAAUAAAGGUAGGAUAGAAGUAUGUCAAAGUACCUUGCCCUCUAUUCUUAGAGUAAAAGCUCUCAUUUAAAGAGGUUGCCCAGCUAAGAGUUCAGCUGGGCUCACCACUUUGAAUUGAAUUUCAUUUGCUUAACUGUGUGGUUCAGAAUAUAGUGUGAUUACUCUAGCGUGAUUACAGUCUUUUAAAUCCAGAGUACUUAGAAAUAAGUCUUAUCUAUCUUUAAGUUCCUUUAGGAGGUUUUUCUGCUCUUAAAUUUGGAAUUGUGUGAGACACAAGAUCUGGCUAUAUUAUAUUUAUAUAGAGACUUUAAGUGAAACUUGUGCUUCUGCAUGGUUUUCCCUUGCUUUUACAUCAGUCACCUGUUUUGAUUGCUGCAGCUGGCAUGCAGUAUCAAGUAAGUAAAUUCAGCAUAGUCUCAGUAUAGCUAAUAAUAUAUUUGCCACUUUUUACAUUCUUUCCUCCCUUUUACUUUGACUUAGUAAUAGAAUGACAAGAAAAUAAGAUUAAUUUUGUACUAUAUCACCCGAUUUCUAAAUGCUAAAUCAAGCACCUGGCCCAUUUUCAGUGUAGUAAAAAGAAAAUACUUACCUAUAUGUUGUACAACAAAAUAACAAUUUUUGCUUUAAAUGUUACUUAAGGAAGACUUCAGUUAGCAACUUUAUGCCCAUGUCUAGUUAAAACUUUUCCUGAACUUGGCCUAGCAAGCUUUAGUAGGGGUGUAUGUGUCCUGAGCAGUAACUGUUAGUGUCAGUGUGUGUUGAGCACAGACAGCACUUCCCCAUGGCUGUAUUGAUGGUGGGAUAUUGUUUCAAUUGGAAGAUAGUAUGAGCUGUGAACUCCCAGUGGCCAUCUGUGAAUGGAAGAUUAGUAAGUGUGGAUGUGACUUGGACAACAUUUAGUUACUUCAUUUAGAGGGAGAGGUAUCUGGAAGUGGAGUAUGGUUGAAUUUUCAGAGAAGCCCCUUGGUGGGAGGUGACUGUGUUUUAUUUUAACAUAACCAGAAUGUCACAUUUGGCCCUUUAUGUCUGCAUAACCUUCAUGUGUAACAGGACAGAAAGGAAAUGUUUAAUUUCUGUAAUGCAGAUAGGAUUCCUGGUGCUUCCAGCCAUGCUGAGCAGCCUAGGAAGGUUAACUGGCUGCUGUGUUGGAGUAGGUGAAGAGAGAUCAGCCACGUGUCCUCAAUAACAGUGCAGACUCCGCCAGAAGGACGAAGAAGUUGAUGGUGAGCUCAGACAAUGGCACAGCUAAACCAGAAGCCCUGGGGCGGUCUGCAGGGGACAGUCAGCAGGUCCUGUAGCUGAGGAAGCUUCAGAGGUAAACAGCACAGAAAAGGGGGUGGAGGGGUGGGGGGGUCUGCAUCAGAAUCCAGGAAUCCUUCUCUUCAGCAUCAAGAAGUGUGGGGAUGUGCCCAAAACACCCUAGAACCAUGCACGUAGCUGCAACACUACAAUGUCUGUCCCAGGCCACAUCAUGCCUUCCAUGUGACAGGGAAGUGGUGUAAGUGAUAAAAUUGUAACAUCUGUGAUUAAAGUGUUUUGCUAACCAAA
This is a messenger RNA of Vidua chalybeata, 4073 nucleotides long. It is a transcript of the gene FBXO22, whose product is annotated as F-box protein 22. The record is from RefSeq and is a predicted model, not a curated record. Bases 58 to 1239 code for a protein of 393 amino acids. Gene Ontology annotation, molecular function: protein binding. The transcript is spliced from 7 exons. NCBI's taxonomy places the organism in Eukaryota, Metazoa, Chordata, Aves, Passeriformes, Viduidae. Gene Ontology annotation, biological process: positive regulation of proteasomal ubiquitin-dependent protein catabolic process; regulation of skeletal muscle fiber development; protein polyubiquitination.